AUGUCUGACAACGAGGAAAUCGAGGUUGAGACCGUCUCCGGAUACCAGGUUCUGCCCAAGGAUGUCACCGCCGAGAUUGGCAGCAUCAAGCUGUUCAACAAGUGGUCUUACGAGGAUGUCGAGAUCCGCGACAUCUCCUUGACCGACUACAUCCAGAUCCGCGCCCCAGUCUACAUCUCCCACUCCGCCGGCCGAUACGCCCAGAAGAGAUUCAGAAAGGCACAAUGCCCAAUCAUCGAGCGUCUCACCAACUCCCUGAUGAUGAACGGACGCAACAACGGAAAGAAGCUCAUGGCUGUCCGAAUCGUCGCCCACGCUUUUGAGAUCGUCCACAUCAUGACCGAUCAAAACCCUAUCCAAGUCGCCGUCGACGCCAUCGUCAACUGCGGUCCCCGUGAAGACUCAACCCGUAUCGGUUCCGCCGGUACCGUCCGUCGUCAAGCCGUCGAUGUCUCCCCUCUCCGCCGCGUCAACCAGGCCAUCGCUCUCCUCACGAUCGGUGCCCGCGAGGCUGCGUUCCGUAACAUCAAGUCAGUCGCUGAGUGCUUGGCUGAGGAGUUGAUCAACGCCGCGAAGGGGUCCAGUAACUCGUACGCCAUCAAGAAGAAAGAUGAGUUGGAGCGUGUCGCCAAAAGCAAUCGGUAA
Drepanopeziza brunnea f. sp. 'multigermtubi' MB_m1 is the source of this 645-nucleotide messenger RNA. RefSeq names its product 40S ribosomal protein uS7. NCBI's taxonomy places the organism in Eukaryota, Fungi, Ascomycota, Leotiomycetes, Helotiales, Drepanopezizaceae. The record is from RefSeq and is a predicted model, not a curated record. Gene Ontology annotation, biological process: ribosomal small subunit assembly; translation. Gene Ontology annotation, cellular component: ribosome; cytosolic small ribosomal subunit. Gene Ontology annotation, molecular function: structural constituent of ribosome; rRNA binding; mRNA binding.